Williopsis jadinii is the source of this 1008-nucleotide messenger RNA. RefSeq names its product protein-lysine N-methyltransferase (gene RKM2). The annotation marks the transcript as partial. The transcript has a single exon. Gene Ontology annotation, molecular function: protein-lysine N-methyltransferase activity; protein binding. The record is from RefSeq and is a predicted model, not a curated record. Lineage: Eukaryota; Fungi; Ascomycota; Saccharomycetes; Phaffomycetales; Wickerhamomycetaceae. Gene Ontology annotation, biological process: peptidyl-lysine monomethylation; peptidyl-lysine trimethylation.
GGUAGAGGUCUCUUUGCCAAUGGCUCCAUAGACAAAGGGAAACAACUGAUAAAGAUCUCGCACCAGUGCCUGAUGAACUUUUCCACCGUGAUGGCCCAUAUAACGAGCUGGCGAUCUGAUGGCCACGUCGUCAACAAAGCCAAGCUAGCACACUCUCGUGGUGAGGGUGAUUCCAUUACGACGCUCUACGCAAGGAUGGAUAUCGCGCAAUUGCAAUCUCUAUCUUCUUUCCAAAUUGUCACGAUGUUCAUCUACUUGGAGAACCAAAGAGGCUCUAAAUCAUGGUGGUUCCCGUUCAUUGACUCAUUGCCUCCAAUGACGGACUUCCAACAAUCCCCAUUGGUUUGGAAAUUACACGAUGAUGCCCGUGUGAAGUCAUUACCUCGUUCGACGUCCAUUCACUGUGAUAAGAUGUUUGACAGGUUCAACAGAGAUUAUACCACUGUACAAUCCUUUGUACAUGGGCUUGAGAUAGAUAGGGAGGUGUACCUAUGGACAUGGUUCUGUGUCAAUUCUCGUUGUCUAUACAUGGAAAUUCCAGAAGGCCAUGAUAAAGAUGAUAACUUCACAUUGGCACCGUACGUUGAUCUUAUCAAUCAUAGUCCAAGGGAGCAAUGCAUCUUGAAGAUUGACCACACUGGAUUCCAUGUAUUAACUUCAACAACGUACAGUGAAAAUGAGGAGCUGUACUUGUCAUAUGGACCACAUUCUAACGAAUUCCUGCUGUGCGAGUACGGGUUCAUGCUCGAUAUAAAUCCAUGGAACGAUGUCGACAUCACCUCUAAGAUUACACCAAUGUUGGAUAACAUCCAAGUUGACUUCCUCAAGUCAAAGGGCUACUACGGAGACUAUACAAUGACCUUUGAAGACAUAAGUUUCAGAAUCGAAGUUGCCCUUGCGGUGAUCAUUGAGGACGAUAACAAGAUGGAACAGAAUAGAAGGUUGAAUGCCUUGCUGAAUGGUAUCAGCGAUGGCUCGUACUAUAAGAGACGUUCCAGUAAGAUUCUA